Molecule: messenger RNA, 4895 nt
Organism: Ylistrum balloti
Lineage: Eukaryota; Metazoa; Mollusca; Bivalvia; Pectinida; Pectinidae
Exons: 4
Source: RefSeq, a predicted model, not a curated record
CUGUUGGUGACCUAUCUCAGUUUUCUCAGACUGGCGAGUACCAUGUCACAAAGCAUGGAUUUGAUAGUGACCUAUUUACAAAGGAGACACGAAGUCAGUGUAUCCGGGACCAGUAUGCCCAGGCUGAAGUUUCCCCUUCACAUGCUUUACGAGGCGCAGACAUAUACAGGAAAGAUGGGCUCUGCAGCUCACGACUUUUCAGGCUUUGGCCAGUACUGCUUCGGGAACCAAAAGUCAAAACACCUGACCUCAACCUACCUCGAAAGACCCAGUCUGUAUUCACAUUUGAGAAGCGUUAUAAGAAGUUACAGCAGCGCCCUAAGACCAUACAUGUGACAGAUGAACAGUACUUUACAAAGGAAGAGGUGGCACGUGAAGCUGAGGCAAUGUCAGAAAGUCUGUCCCAGUCAACUUCAGCCAGUCUCAUAUCCAUAGAUACUUCAGGUCAAGGAUUUGAGAGGAUGGAGUCACUGCGUGGUUCACAACGAAGCAUUGCUAAUAAAGAUAAGGAUGCAAAGAAAAAGAAACGGAGGCGCACCGUAUCAGGGGUGUCCGACAAUAUUAUGCAUGAAAUUGAGGCGUUUGAGAAGAAAAAGAAAAAUGGCUACAGAGAACAGCCUCGUGAUUACAGUUUUGAUGACAUUGACAUAGAUGGUAAUACAAUUCACCGAGAUGAGGAAAUGGCAAAAUAUCUUGAUGAAAUUGAUGCCAAGAUGGAGGAAAGGAAAGAGUUUGAACAUGCUUUCAGGAAGCCUAAAAUUUUAAAGUUGUUGCCUUGUCGACGUUCAAGAUCCCUGCCAAGGUGUCUUAAGUUACAUUCUAUGAAAGCAAUUUCAUAUGACAGACAAUCUGUAGGAACAGACCACUCCAGUCGGUACGAGGGAGACUCUGUCAGUCUGGCCAGUGUUGGAUCAGGAUCAAGCCGUCUAUCCAGAUCAACAAAGCGAUCAAGUAUUAUCAGCAACAAGAUAAAAUCAUUGGUCAAUGGAAGUAACAUUGGCAACAAGUUACGACCGCGACCCAAAUCUCUUGACCUUGAUGCAAUUGACUUUGGUGAUGAAACAAUGGCAUCCUCAUUGGCUAAUUCCAAAAUGCCUAGCAUGCCAGAUGGAAUUCUUAGUCAGGCAGCAAGAGACAGCUCUAAGGUAGGGCCAGGAUCAUAUUAUAACUUUGAAAGUGAAAGUAAUACAUUACCAAGACGGCAACCAAAAAGAGUUGAACGUGAAUUCACCUGGAACGCGAUGCCUAAGGAUUGGACGACGUCUGUGAAGCUGAGAGAGAUAUCUAAGAGAAGAUCUAAGGAGGACAGACAGUCAUCAUCAGGUAACUGGAGUGGUAGCAGCAGUAACCGUCAUUCUUUAGAUUCAGACAUGAAGAUCGAGAGCAUGCCGUCCACGUCCCAGUGUUCCCUUGGGCAGGACUCUGGUCGUGACUCACCCACCUUAGAGGAAAGAUCCCGAUGUGACACUGACACCACUGGUGGGUAUGCAGGAGAUGGAGCUAGUACAGUUAGUGACAAGAGCUACCUGAAGGACCAGAAAGGAGAAACAGACAAGUGGUUGCAGAGUCUGGCAAAGAGGGCAGCCAGUCGUGAGGAAACAUCAUCCAGUAGUGCCGAAACUCUCAAUUCUUUGACCAGGUUAACGAAACAGAAUAUCAUGGCACUUGAUCUCAUGAUGUCACCAUCUAAACGGAAACCAGCAGCAUUUUUUCUGGAUGAUGAUGAGUCAGUGUAUUCUGUUGAUCAGGAAGGAUUUUACACUUCUUUCCACAAUGACAGUGGACUGAGGCGAAGUUGUGGGACACUUGUGGAUGAGGAAUUGUCAUCCCCAACACGAGACACACAAAGUGUCACUAGCUUUGAGAGUGUAAUCAACACAUCAGACAGUGAUAAGUAUGCUGGAUUAAAACGUGGGGCCUCCCAAAAUGGUAGCAAAGUGCUGAGCAAAGUUAAUCCUCCUGCCCCACCUCCAAGGACAAGCUCAUGUCCUCGUCUGAGCUCCAGUGCUGAAGACAAUCCUCAACAGUCACCGGAUAUUAUUUCUAGACAAGAUUCGUCCUCAAUGUCUGAGUCAGACCAAGAGAGCAUCUACAUGCGUCUUAAAUCUAAGACACAAAUAUCCUCAAGUGGAAUCCCAUCCAUUUGCCCCUUGUCCAGUGAUGAAGAAGGGGCUUUCAAAAGGCAGUCUGGAGGAUCAGUGGAAAGUGAUGAUAAAUUCAGCAUAGGUACUGGUCAGGCACAGAUUGUAGACAUGAAUCAAAAUCUAAGUAAAGUGACAGAGCUAACAAGUGAUUCUUCAAUAUUCUCUGUUUCAUCAUUUGACAGCAGUAGUAAAUUUGAUGCAACUUUUAAUUACACUGAUGAUACAUUACUAGACCAAAGUGAAAUAGAAAUUGAGAGUCAAACUCUCCCAAGAGUACACCAUUCAGGGAAGGAGGAGGAUAGUUUUGACUACACAAAGUCAUGGCCAAGAUCUCACAAGAAAAAUGACAAUUCCCAAACACCUGUGUCUGGUAUACUUAAAAACAGUGACCGCUCUCUCAGUGGCCCGAAGCCAAACAAAUCCUUGAAUUUCUCACCUGUGAUCAACAUGUUUAACCCUGGUACCCCGCAAGCUGUCCAGAUGCCACUCCCCUGCUCCCCUGCAUCUUCUGAGGAGGGAAACAGAAAGCUGAAUAAGCAGAACUCUCCAAUUUCACCAGAUUCUGCAACAUAUAAAUUGGCAGUUCCAAUUACACCUGAGAAAUGUGAAAAUAAAGCUGGUUUACCAAUGAAAUAUCAACCAGUCAUUGUGGUAAAGCCAGGUCAGAGGUCAGGUCAGACUUCUGAAAAGAGAGGAGCCUAUGUUAAACUAAAUCAGGCAAAUGAUAUGCCACCAGGCAACCAAAUCAGCCCAUAUGCGGCCUCUCCUGUGGCCACGCAGUCACCAAGCACAUUCUCAGGAAGUGGAAACUUGUAUGCUGUUAGUCCUGUAAAGUCUGGGAGUCCCAAGACAGACUUGGUCAAUGCUGCUGAUUCAGGCUACCUAGAAAUGAACAGUAUCCACUCUACCAAUAGUCAGGAUGGUCAGGUCAAAAGUUCUCUGGGAGCUCAACUGGGGAGUGUGCUGUCAUUGGAGUCAGAGGAGUCUUUCAAUUUUACAGGAAGUUAUGUAAGCAUGGCAAGUCCAUGCAGUUCACCAAAUCUUUCUAAUUUGGAUGUUCCUAUGGUAACAACACCCACAGGUUCAAUGGACUCAUUACUAGAACAACCAAGUAGAGACAAGGGCUUUAUAAGUAUUGAUGAAUCAAACCUAAGCACUACAAUGGAAACUGUGGCUAUAUCUACUAAUUCCUUCUCAUCAUUUGGUGGAAGUGAAAAUGAGAGGUCAUUCAGUACAUUUUCAGGUCCUCCUCAACCUCCCCUGUCCUCCACCCCACAUACAUCAAAUCGCUUCCAACCACCUCGUCACAAUCAGGCUCCACUUACACAGCAAUAUACUCAACGCAAAAACCGGACUGUUUCUCCACAGCAACCAGCACUCCCAGCAAGGGUUCCUCUAGAUCAACCCAGGAAGUCUGGCACACAGCAACAGCCAUAUAGUUACAAAUUACAAUCCUCACCUUCAAAAUCACGUCGUAGCCCACAAACAAAUCACUAUCAAAAUAAUGCAAUGAAAAAACCAGAAAACUAUCAUCCAUUAGCACAGAAAAGUGAUAGGAAGUCUGUAUCCACUCCGUACCUUCAGAAAAAUACAAUGUCAUCGUCACGUUCAUUCCCAUCAGACAUGACAAAAUAUGCUGCUAAGGACACAAGUUCAUCAGAAUCUUUAAGUACGCGUCCUGGGCGACCUCGUCAGAAUGCAUCAGUGAGGAGGUCCAGUGCAGGGACAGCAUCAUCUUGUAGUGUUCUGCACAGUGGUUCAGAUUCGGACUCCAGCAGUAAUGUUAACAGUCGUAAUGAUUCUUAUCGUGUUGCAAUGGUGAACCCAAGUAGGAACAGUUCUUACAGGGUGGCAAUGAAGGAGAGUAAGAGUUGUCCUUCCUUACAGAACUCUCAAAGGAUCAGGCCAAGUCCUGUACUGUCUCAAUCUUCUCAUCCAAGUGGUCAUAAUAAUGCUAGUCAAGUAUUAACUCAAAGUUCAUAUAAAAAAGGAACCACUUCCCAACUUCCUGCUGAGUACUUUAUGCCCCAAACAGAUCCCGAGGACUUCAAUAGAACAGAUUCCUACAGAUAUGCUGUCAGGAAUACGCAUGGUGUUGUGUCUGAGGACCAAACCGGAAGGAAUUCCUCCUACAGAGUGGCUAUGAAAGAGAUGGACUCUUUGAUCCCUGAUAACCCCUUGAGUGGUGUUCACUCCGUACCCGCUGGGGGUCGUGACAUGAGAAGAAUGGGAAUCACUGAUGUAGAUCAGGUGAAGGGUAUUGCUGGGUCAUCUAAGUCACUCAAACCUUCUGAAUCCACCAGUAGUGUACAAGUCAAACUUAGACGUUCCACCAAAAAGGGGGAUGUUGAUCCCAUUUCAGUGCUGUCUAGUAUGGAAAGUGGAAGCUCACACAAGACAAACAAAAAUCGUCACAGCACAUCAUCGACCUACAUCAGGUUUGAUCCUAUCUUUGAGGACAAAGAAGACAUUACAGGUUCUAUGGACUCUCUCCGAGACCCCUCGAUGGGCUCACUCAAAGUGGCUGACUCCUCUGGUGAAAUGUCAUUUUAUGGCGGUGACAGUUUUUAUGGAAACAGUAAACCUAAAGUGAAUGCAUUGAGUAAUGGACGGCCAAUAGGUUCAAAUGCCAACGAGAAAAGUUCUUCAUCACUCUUCAGUAAUGUGAAAAAUUUUGUGAAACAAAAAUCAGGUAGUAAAAAUUCCUCUCCAGCUGUAAUAGAAGAUGAUUAUAGGUUUACUAUGGUGUGA